AGGGUGGAAGGAGAGGGGAGGAAACCGCGCUGAAAGAAAAGCUCCUCCGGACAGUGCGAAGGGACAUUCUCCGGAUCCAGGAGAACCACUGAGGGCCCCUCUCGAGGAGGAGCGAGCAGCGCGUCACACUUUGGGAAGAUCUUUGGACUUGUUGUUCCCAGCCGCGUCGACGCCUUUGCAGCAGAGAUGACACCAAAGUGAACGGCCGUCGGAUCGAUCGCCGAACCCCCCCAUCGGGCAGGGGGCGGGAUCCACGGGGGGGGUAAAAGUCUGCCUGGUCUGUUUUUUUGUGUUUUUUUACCUCGUCGUGCCACGUUUUUGAUCACACGGUGCCGACGCGCUGAGCGGAUCCUGCGCGCCUCUCCGUGCGCACUCGCAGCUGCGCCCCCCGACCGAAAAGUUACUCAAGUUGUCUUCCCCUGUCCACCAGAUACACACACUUAUCUAAUAAUAUAUUUGUAAUAACUGACUGCCUCAGUCUCGCCCCCCCACAAGCCCCCUUCGCCCCAGCAUGCGGGACUGACCGAGGAAUGGCAUCGGCCGUGUUCGAAGGCACGUCGCUGGUCAACAUGUUUGUCCGGGACUGCUGGGUCAACGGGAUCCGGAGGCUCAUCAUCAGCCAGCGGGGCGAGGAAGAGGAGUUCUUCGAGAUCAGGACGGAGUGGUCGGACAGGAACAUCUUAUACUUGCAUCGGAGUUACGCCGAUCUGGGGCGGCUGUUCAGGAGACUGCUGGAGUCCUUCCCCGAGGACCGAGGAGAGCUGUCCAAGUCUCCGCUGAUAGAAGUGCUGGUAAAAAUCAAAGAGGCCAGCGACAUUGAGGAGAAAUUGAACGAGGUGGAAGGACUGCUGAAGAACGCCAUCACCAUGCCGUGCAAGUAUUCCAGGUCGGAGGUCAUGUUGACCUUCUUUGAGCGGUCGCCUCUGGACCAGGUGCUGCGGAACGACAAAGUCCACCGAAUCCAGCCGUGCUUCCAGAGUCCCAUCAACAUAUCAGAAAUCAUGCGGUCGAACGGAUUCUGUCUGGCCAACACUGAAACCAUCGUGUUCGACCACAGUCCCCCCGAAGAAAAAGAGAGACCCUCGUCCACCGACUCUGUGGAGCAUACGUACGACGAUGGAACGGAGUUUUCGCCGCUGGAAGAAGACCUGCGUGAAGAGGAGACGGAAGCGUACGUCACCAACCUCUCCUACUACCACCUGGUCCCCUUCGAAACCGACAUCCUGGAGUGAACGAGAGCGAGCGACGCCUGUCGAAGGAACGCCCGAUGCCGCCCCGCGGAGGAAUACGUGCUUUUGAAUGGAAGCUGGCUUUGCGGCGCUGCGCAUGGCUGCUGCGGAUAAAACGGCGCUCACCCUGGUCGGAUGUUGGGAGGCUGCAGCGCGUCACCGGUGAGCCUCGUAAGAGGGUGUCAGGAACAAGCACGUGGCGGCUGCAGAGGACUUUUAACGUAUUUCGCCCGCGCAGCAACAAGGAAGCUCCUUCAGUCCCGACGCAGAUGCAAAGAAGGAUUCGUCGAAGAGGAGAGGACCUUCAAGCUGCGCUCGCUCUGGUUCCGGGCCUGUGACUGUACUGAAAAAUGCAGCUGAACCAACCAGCGGAAAUCAAGCGAGAAUAUUAGGAUUUUAAUAGACUAAACACACAGUACACAGUAAAUCAAAUUAGAGAAAAUAAACACGAAGACAGUAUUUUGUUACAACUCAAUGCUGCCUUUUUUUAGAUGCCUCAGAUAGUUUUUUAAUUUGGCUUAGUCUGAAUUUGUUUCAUGUUUAUAAAUCAUUUGAUGUGCCAGAGCGGAGACAGAUCAGCCGGAUCGUCUCUUCGCUGUCGUCGCCCCGCGAGGACGGCUGAGUUGCGGCAAAGAAAGCUUUGUUUUGCGGGUCAACUGAGGUCAUAUGUGACCCGUUGUGUAAGAGGACGGGUGUGGGUUCAGCCGACUGUGGUCCUGCUGAACGUGGGAGUCUGCAGCUCGGGAACAAGACCGCUCUUUUAUCUCAUGAGAAGACUAACGAUCUCGCUGUACUAAAAAGAAAGUCUAGGGGAACUAAUCAAACCUGGGUCGCUUUCACUUCUCCCAGUGCCUUGUUUAAAACCGUUGAACUCUGAAAAGCUGAACAAAAUCUUCGUUUGUGUCACUGUUUGAACAGUUUCGUCGGUGCACAAGCCACCGUGGCCUUACGAUGCAGAACGUUGCAAUGUGGGCAAGCAGCUUGCGUCCGCUUUUCCUGCCCCCCUCCCAAACGAAGAGCAGCCCACGCGGGGCUGAGACGGGACGAUCCCCCGCGCGAGACUAUUUAGUAACACAGUCAUGAUCGCCAUUCAAGCGCAGCUCCUUCUCACGGUGCGAAACCGUUUCUCUCUUCUUUUGUCGUUUUUCUCUUUGUCGAAGGAUGUUUUUUGGGACGGAAACGUCGCCGUGGAAAAAGUCCCUGCAUACGUAACGGGGUGGAUCGAUAUGAUUCAAUAGAAGGGAACUGGAAUUUUUAAUUUAAAUUUGCAUACCAAGGUCAAAUUGUCUCUCUUUCAGAGAAUUCGUGUUUACUAAAUGCUGUGUGAGACCUCUGUCUAUCUUGGGACCGUCUGCAGGCUGAAGUAACAUAUUAUAAAUAUUCUGCAGUCUUUGACUAAAGGGACACGCAGCUGACUUACGGAACAUAUCAGUAAGUCCAUCAUGCCAGCAGUGGUUAGAGGAUUCAGAAGAGCACAGUGGGACGGUUAUAUGAAAAUAAUAUUACACAAAAUACUUUAUUUAUUCUCUAAACGUCUGCCACCAUUUUAUGAUGUGAGAUUCUUUUGGUGUGUACAUAUAUUCAAAAGGCUUGAAUGAAAAUAAUAUGAAUUAUAACCUUUUGAAAAUGUAGUUAAUGUGGUAACAUCAUUUUAAAGAUAAGUCUUAGAUGCACACAUUCUCAAAACAAAACAAAAUGUGUUUUUGUAAUGUUUCAAAAUAAAUAUUCAUGUGUUA
Messenger RNA from Gasterosteus aculeatus aculeatus (three-spined stickleback), 2965 nucleotides. RefSeq names its product PX domain containing 1b (gene pxdc1b). NCBI's taxonomy places the organism in Eukaryota, Metazoa, Chordata, Actinopteri, Perciformes, Gasterosteidae. The record is from RefSeq and is a predicted model, not a curated record. Gene Ontology annotation, molecular function: phosphatidylinositol binding.